AUGACACUACAGAAGAACCAAAAAAACAAGCGGGAAAGAUCCGAGAAACGAUCAAAUUGUGCUCGAGACCGGUAUACGGGCUGGGCAACUGGAAGAGAGAAGCAAGAAAAUCAACGAGGUUUAGUGUGCGAUUUCGGGCAAGUCGUCACGCGACCGGACAAGGGAGAGCGGCCAGACAAGAGCACCACCGUGCAAGGCGGCGAGGGGUAG
Cordyceps militaris CM01 is the source of this 210-nucleotide messenger RNA. RefSeq lists its product as uncharacterized. The transcript is spliced from 2 exons. Bases 1 to 210 code for a protein of 69 amino acids. The record is from RefSeq and is a predicted model, not a curated record. NCBI's taxonomy places the organism in Eukaryota, Fungi, Ascomycota, Sordariomycetes, Hypocreales, Cordycipitaceae.